AUGUGGCUCCUCGCGAAUUUGCUGAGACUGCUACAAAAUGAGAAUAUGGCAGCCGAUGCCAACCCUGACCCAGCGAACAAUCAAGCUCCUCAACCGGAUCCUUCUCAGCCAGUUCCUGCUCAACCAGGUUCAUCUCAACCGGAUAACCCUCAAGAUCCGCGUCUCGGCAUAGGCUCUUUGAACAUCCUGAACCUCUGGCCUGUAUUGCCUUGGGAUAAUGCCGAGCCAGGAAUCGAUGGCAGAAUCCGCUUGAACAGGCAGCGCCUCGACCAGCGGCAAGAUAUCAUUGCCAUGGAAUUCCUCAAGUUCGGCGACCUAGGCACGUGGAUUGGAAAGAUGGGGAAGGAUCCGUUGACCAGCCAAAUACCCAUUAUGACAGAGUCAAGUAGGAGGUCAGCAGUGGACGAUCGGAAUCCCAUGGUACAUUUUGACUUAGACCCGCAGAACAUCUUCGUCGGGGAUUUUGUUUCCGAUCAUGAUCUAUGGCCAUUGACCAAGAUAGCUGAUCUGGGCUUGAGUGUCCUGCCCAAAAGUGAAAAUUUUCAGGACGACAUUGAUGAAGAAACGCAGCGCUGGACGAGAAGACGAAGGGGAAAACUUGACUCUCUUUUGCCAGAGCAAACCACCGAGGAAUGGGAUUAUGUUCGGGACCUAAAUGCUCUACGCACCGGGGACGUCGCUGGCAAUUACUCCUCGCACUCCAAUAUCUUCCACAUUGGCUUGGUCAUGUUCGAGCUUAUGACUUUGAACUACGCUGACGAUCCUAUGAUUCCACGUCCUUACAAUUUCAUUCUUUCUGGCCAGAGAUUGAGCGGGUGGACCUGCGGGCAUCAUCUUCUGGAAGAGAACAACGAUUACCUCGCCGGCUGCUACUCAUCGCAACUACGGAAUACCGUGGCGUGGUGCUUGGAAUACAACCCUACCAAAAGGCCUCAGCUAAACGAAUUGGGAAGAAUUGUCGAGUACUCUGCCACUUGGGACUAUCCGAACGAGUCGGAUCCAGACACGAGAACGUGGGUGAGGGACUUCGUGAGCUACCCAUCGGCGGCACACGGGAGAUGA
Messenger RNA from Diaporthe amygdali, 1062 nucleotides. RefSeq lists its product as uncharacterized. The record is from RefSeq and is a predicted model, not a curated record. NCBI's taxonomy places the organism in Eukaryota, Fungi, Ascomycota, Sordariomycetes, Diaporthales, Diaporthaceae. The coding region runs from base 1 to 1062 and encodes 353 amino acids. Gene Ontology annotation, molecular function: protein kinase activity; ATP binding. Gene Ontology annotation, biological process: protein phosphorylation. The transcript has 6 exons.